This is a messenger RNA of Trypanosoma cruzi, 1005 nucleotides long. Its product is annotated as ribosomal RNA processing protein 45, putative. The record is from RefSeq and is a predicted model, not a curated record. Bases 1 to 1005 code for a protein of 334 amino acids. Gene Ontology annotation, biological process: nuclear polyadenylation-dependent rRNA catabolic process; U4 snRNA 3'-end processing; exonucleolytic trimming to generate mature 3'-end of 5.8S rRNA from tricistronic rRNA transcript (SSU-rRNA, 5.8S rRNA, LSU-rRNA). Gene Ontology annotation, cellular component: nuclear exosome (RNase complex); cytoplasmic exosome (RNase complex). The transcript has a single exon. Lineage: Eukaryota; Euglenozoa; Kinetoplastea; Trypanosomatida; Trypanosomatidae.
AUGAUGGCACACCGUUGUGCCUUUCAGACAAUUGCCAGCCCUGCGCUGACGCAACGCGAAGUGGAAUUCACAAAGUCCGCGUGGAUUGCCGGACUGCGGCCCGACCAGCGGGGGGCGCAGCAGCUUCGGGAGGUUAAUGUUGAUUUUCCGCUUCUUUCUAGAGAUGUCUCUUGCGUGCGGUGCGGCGGAACCAUCGUCACUGCUGCCAUUGCGUGUGAGCUCGUGGAACCUUUCCCGUACAGGCCAAAGCACGGUAUAAUUGAUUUCUCUGUGCGGCAGCCGUACACGGAACGUGACAGCAGCGCAAAGACGGCGGAAUUGAAGAAAUUAACUGCAUUUUUGGAGAGACUCAUAAAAGGCGGCGGGGUUGUCGACACGGAGGGUCUCUGUGUGCUACCCGGCCGGCGUGUGUGGAGCAUCAGUGUGGACGUCACGGUGCUGAACGACGAGGGGAACGUCACCGAUGUUGCGGUGUGGGCCACCGUGGCGGUUCUGCUGCACUAUCGACGACCGGAACUUACAAUCCGAGGCGAUUCUGUCAUUUUACACCCAACACAUGAGCGAGACCCCGUGCCACUUUCCAUUCACCACACCCCACUCUCCUUCAGCUUUGCGAUCACCAUGGCACCAGGCGAUCGCAACAGGCUGGCACGGGGCCGCAGGGACAGUCAAGAGGCGCUUGAAGUUGUUGUGGAUCCGACUUUUGCGGAGGCGACUGCAGCGUCCUCCUCCGUUGUAGUUGCCGUCAACGCGGAGGGGCAAGUGUGCUCCGUAUCCAAGUCGGAGGGCUCCUGCAUUCAUCUUGACGAGGUUAAUCACUGCAUGGAGACGGCUUCCCUGCUGGCGCCACACAUCUUGUCAUUGAUUCGGGAUGCCAUGGCGGCACAUGAUAAGAGGCGGCAGGAAGCUCUUAAAAGAAUGUUCUUGUGGGCACAGAAGCGCAGCGGAGUCACGAGUGAAGCGACAGAGCCGGAGCCUGCAAAGAAGUUGAAGACUGAGACUUGA